GCAAUCACAACACAACCCCUCUUUUGGUGUUCGAACAAAUUAGGGUUUUCCCAACCCUCUUCCCUUGUUCGAAACUAGCCUAAUCAAAACCGAAACAAACGAUUACAAAAACAAGAAAAGAAGAAAAAUAAUCAUUCAUUGCUCGGUGAGAAGAGAAAGAGGAACGGCCCGAUGACCGGGAAGGCGAAGCCGAAGAAGCACACGGCGAAGGAAAUCGCCGCGAAGGUGGACGCCGCCACCACUAACCGCGGCGGCGGGAAGGCCGGCCUGAAGGACCGAUCCGGGUUGGAGAAGGGCGGGCACGCGAAAUACGAGUGCCCUCACUGCAAAGUGACGGCGCCGGACGUGAAAUCAAUGCAAAUUCACCACGACGCGCGUCACCCCAAGAUUCCCUUUGAGGAGGACAAAGUCGUCAAUCUUCACGCGACGCACGUUCCUGAAUCCUCCAAGCCUCGCCCCGGUGUUCGCGGAAGCCUCAAGAAGUGAUCGUGAUCGCAAUCGAUCGUCGCUUUUGUUUUUAUGGCCCCUUCAUUCGUAGUGUUCUCAGUCUCUGUUUUUUUUUUCUUUUUCUUGUUUUUUUUUUUGUUGCCUAAGUUGAUGUUGUUAAAUAUUUUGGGAGUGGGUUUUUUAAGGGAAGGGGUUAUGAAUUGUGAUGAUGCCGUGUAUGAAGGGGCGGCAGAGAAGGGUUUUUCCUCCUUUGCAGGAAUGAGAUUGACUAUGUUGUUAACUGAGCCCUUCUUUUUAAAGAUGGAAUAUGUAUAUUGUUCCAUAUAAUGAAAGUUAAAGUGGUGUUGUUGACCUACUACUACUA
Molecule: messenger RNA, 811 nt
Organism: Glycine soja
Lineage: Eukaryota; Viridiplantae; Streptophyta; Magnoliopsida; Fabales; Fabaceae
Product: protein METHYLENE BLUE SENSITIVITY 1-like
Exons: 1
Coding region: 172-486 (104 amino acids)
Source: RefSeq, a predicted model, not a curated record